AUUUUAGGGAUAUUAAUUGGUAAUGAAGGAAAGGACUUCGAUCAAGCUGGCCAACUGAAAAUAUAAAUGAUAACAUGAUCUGAUACUUGUGAGGAGGUGGUUUUAAAUGAUCAGACAAUCUAUAAAUCGGCUUCAGCCGAGAUCUACUUUAAAAUGUUGCCGUGUUUUACCAAGGACAGCUAAGCCAUGUAUAAGGAUGUUUGCUACCAAACCAUAUCCGUUAAACAGGUCAAGACAACUUCUCAAGUAUACAAUCGAUUUUUUGAAAGUCAAUCUUACUGUUAUUUGGACUCCUCUAAAGUCUUUUGGUUACCUGGGUGGAGCUUAUGGAGUGUUUUGUGUCGGAUACUCAACUUUAUCACCAUCUGAGUGGAAUCUCUCAGAUCACAAUGUUAUGUUAACUGGAAUUGUUCGCUUUGUUAGAACUGUCUCAAACGCUGCUUUAAUCAUGGCUGUUUACAAAUAUUCAUAUUGGGGCGUGGUGAAACCGGAACAACCUGAUGAAAACCCGUUUGGUAAACCAAAUGGGAAAAAUGUCGAGGAAGUUGAGCUGACACCAGAACAGCAGAAGUACAAAGAAAUUCAACACAAGUUUUGGGAAUUCGCAGCUAAUCGUAUUGCUAAUGUUAUGCUAGUUAACGGUGGAUCUUACAUCAAAAUUGGUCAGGGUAUGGCUACUUAUUCAUCUAUGUUGCCUCAAGAGUUUGCUGCGGCAUUGAAACCUUUAUUGAGCAAUAUCUUUGAGAGGCAAAGUGGUGAAAUAGAAUACAUGUUUGUAGAAGAUCUUGGUGCACAACCAGAGAAACUCUUUGCAAAUUUCAAACGGGACCCUAUAGCAGGGGCUUCUAUUGCCCAGGUUUUUCUGGGACAGACUCAUUGUGGAAAGAAGGUUGCUAUUAAAGUUCAGUAUUUUGAUAUCGCUAAAAGGUUCAAGAUGGACAAAGGAACUUGUCUUUUUCUUUUACGAGUAUUAGAUUGGUUUAUUCCUGGUAUCCCCUUCCUGAAUGUCAUGCCUCAUGUUUUUGAUAGUCUUAAAAAAGAAUUAGAUUUUGUUACAGAAGGCAGGAAUUCUGAUUCAUGUAAGAAUGAACUGAAAGAUUUGGAUUUUAUGUACGUUCCUGCAGUUCAUUGGAAACUGACCAGCAAGCGAAUUUUAACAAUGGACUUUGCUGAAGGAAUCAGUUUGACUGAUGCUGAGAAAAUUAAAGCUGCUGGCUUUGAUACUAAAGAAAUCAUGACCAAGGUUAUUCGAAUAUUCUCAGAACAAAUUUUCAGAACUGGAAAUAUUCAUAGUGAUCCUCAUCCGGGAAACCUAAUGGUUAGAAAAAAUCACCGAACUGGAAAAACAGAGAUAGUGGUGAUUGAUCACGGGCUGUAUGAGCACCUGCCAACGGAGUAUCGACAAGCAUUUGCCUCCUUCUGGCACUCUGUAAUCAUUGAUGACCAUGAUGAAGUUCAAAGUAGUGGUAAAAUACUUGGGCUAAAUUUUCCUGACAUGAUGGCCACCCUUUUGUUUUUCCAACCCUACGGUAAAAUGAAGGAGUUGGGUUUCGGAGGGAUGCAUGGUGAGCGUAGAAAGAAGGUGAUAGACAUGAAUGAAGAAGAAAAGGAACAAAUGGAGUUAAUACGGCACAUGGCACAUGAUACUCUUGACACCUUACCAAAGGAACUAGCUCUUGUCUUCAGAAACCUCCGUCUUAUCCAGGGAAUAAACUUAUCGUUUGGGGUACCAAUAAACAGAGUAAGACUCAUGGCAGAAGUGGCCGUUAAGAACUCGAAAAAGGAUGAAGAUUUCUUCACAAAUCUUCAAUCACGGGUGAAGUUUGAGUGGCAUUUCUUUGUGUUGGACCUGAGGAACAGACUAAUAGCCUGGGCACUGUGGCUGUAUAGCUGCUUUGCUAAACGAGAAGAGGGAGCUGUCGAUGUGUCACAAGCAGCUUUGUUUCUUAAAGCGUGAACAUGGGCUUUCAGAUUUUAAACAACUUAGAUCUACUCGUCAGAUGAAACACACAACUGGUUCUAUUUAGUUUUUCAAUCAUGUGCAAACUUGUAAAUACUUGAGCUCUAGUAUUUUUGUAACAGUUUACUUUCGUUACAUGGACUUACUGAUUAGAAAUUUGUUUUAUUAGCUCUAUUGAAGGGCUUAACAUGUGGAAAUUUAUUGAUUUCCGGUUAAGACUAUUUCGUGAUCAUAAUGAAAUCAGGGAGUAUUAUUUAAGUACAUUGAUAAGUGACCCAAUGUUCAGCUGAAUCAAUUGUAGACCCUCACUCUCAGAUAUAUUAUUUGUAAUUUUUAAUUGUUAUUAAUUCCAGUUCUUUUAGUAUUGCAGUAGGGUAAUUGUUAUUAAAUUAUGAAAGAUAAAGGAGAUGUUGAAAAGUAAGUUUUGAUAUGAGUUUAUAUGCCCUGAAAUUUCUUAACGCAACAUUAUUGAUUAUUGAAAGUUAUCAUCCAACUAAAUAUUCCUGAAUCCUGACAACGCGAAUUUCAUAUCCUUUACUAAUAUAACUAUAAGUUUGUUUGCUAAUGUUCGGUUAUUGCCUUUGUAAAUAUCAUUAUAAUGAAGCUCGUUUUGAAUGUCGAUUUAUUUAAUGCUUUCUACUAACCUGCU
Bolinopsis microptera is the source of this 2609-nucleotide messenger RNA. RefSeq lists its product as uncharacterized. The transcript has 3 exons. The record is from RefSeq and is a predicted model, not a curated record. Bases 107 to 1957 code for a protein of 616 amino acids. Lineage: Eukaryota; Metazoa; Ctenophora; Tentaculata; Lobata; Bolinopsidae.